Messenger RNA from Cylindrotheca closterium, 1392 nucleotides. Lineage: Eukaryota; Bacillariophyta; Bacillariophyceae; Bacillariales; Bacillariaceae. The record is from the annotation of a GenBank genome assembly.
AUGAAGAAAUCGAAACCGAAGCAGCCAUUAUGGCAGCCAGACACCUCGUGUCGACCUCCUCCUGGAAAAACAUAUCUGACGAUCGGUCAAGAUUUCUUCUCCAUCGAAGAAUAUCUUCUGAGUCAAUAUAAUGCUAGUUUGGAAGAUAAUAGUAUGCGCCCAUUGUCAUCCUUCGACCCCGCGGCCACCAUGUUUUACACGGACAUUCAAGAACUGAGAGGAUUGGCGGAACCCGUCGACUAUGGGAGUGGAAUUGAAUAUGCUGAUGCCUUGCAGGAGGCUUUUCCAAAAUCCGGCAUUCAAAUUGGUUUGUGGUUGAAUGGGACGGCCGGUUGUGAAGACAUUGUCGAUGGAGCGUUGGACCUGCAAAUCAAAGAAAUGUACAAGGAACUCCAAAAAUUGCACGUACCGAAAGUAUUCUUGAGGGUAGGAUAUGAAUUCGACAAUCCUUGGUUUGGCUAUUCCAGUGACCCUCUUGUUUAUCAACAAGCCUUUCAAUAUUUAGUCCAAGCCUGCGAAGUCCAACUUUCCAUACCGGGCUGUCAUCGCGUCGUAUCCUUUGUGUGGCAUUCUUGGGCAGCUCCCAAGGUAGCACCGUUGGCAGACUUUUAUCCUGGAGACAAAUACGUCGACUGGGUCGGUGUUUCCAUCUUUCAACAAUUGUAUCCAUGGGCCAAUGAAAAGGCGAAUGGCGACUUUGCGGGAGGAACCUUGGCACAAGUGCAAGAAGUCUUGGAUUUUGCUCGAGAUCAUGACAAACCAAUCAUGAUUGCCGAAUCCACUCCCUUUGGUGGCAUGUUUUUCGAAAAUCAACCACCUGUUGACUUUGAUGACAAAGAUGACAUGGACAUUUGGGAUCUAUGGUUCCAACCCACUUUGGAUUUGAUUGAAGAAUAUGAUAUUGGAAUGUGGUCGUACAUCAAUUGCGAUUGGAAUUCCCAACCCAUGUGGGCAGGAGUUGGUUUUGGAGACACACGGAUUUCGUCGGUUCCGAAAGUCAUGGCCAAUUGGCGGCAACGGGUGCUGGGAAACCCUCGAUUUGUCACCAACAAACUGGAUUGUUACAGCAACAUGCAUGCCCAAUACAAGAAUCACUACACGCCAGCAAUGGGAGCAAUUGGAACCAGUGGUCGUGCCAGCGUGUACAACUUGGAUUCCUUUUCCACAAUCCUUCCAGCAAUACUGGUGGUCGGAAUACUCUUCAUACUUGGAUCGACCAUUCAAAGGCUCUACUGCAAACUCCGAGUGGACGAACCAACCGAAAGCCAGACCAAACUGUUACUCGAAGAGGAGGAGGAUCCAUUGAAGACAGGAGGGUACGGUGCAGUAGGUUCCAAUGUAAGUAGUCGCGACGAGCAUGACAAUAGUGGGAGGUGGAGUGUCAAUCUAUAA